Caenorhabditis briggsae is the source of this 1539-nucleotide messenger RNA. RefSeq names its product Protein CBR-TLF-1 (gene Cbr-tlf-1). Gene Ontology annotation, molecular function: general transcription initiation factor activity; DNA binding. The record is from RefSeq and is a predicted model, not a curated record. The transcript has 11 exons. Lineage: Eukaryota; Metazoa; Nematoda; Chromadorea; Rhabditida; Rhabditidae. Gene Ontology annotation, biological process: DNA-templated transcription initiation. The coding region runs from base 1 to 1539 and encodes 512 amino acids.
AUGCAAAUGGGUGAUCAUCAAAUGAUGGGAAACCAAAGAGCAUUCGUGCAAAAAGUUAUUCCGGCUCCGAAUGGCGGUGGAGUUCCUCAGAAUGUAACUUAUGUGCAGAAUCAAGGAGUUCGAAUGGUUCAUCCAGAGAUUAAUGGGCAGCAGAGAAUAAUGCAGCCCAUUGCUCGGCAAGUCCCACAAAAUGGAACUGGUCCACACUUCGCAAGGCAAAAUCCAGCGGGACAGCAGUUUCAACCAAACUAUGGGGGAACGAUCGCCGGACGUAGUGUGGCUGUGAGGGCAGUUCAAGUUCAAGGAGGAUCUCAAGUCUAUCAAAGAACAACUGGCGGGAUCCAAGUUGUUGCUCAAGGUUCGCAAUCACAGCCGCGACAAAUGUAUAUGGCAACAAAUAAUGGACAGCAGGGAGUUCCAGUUGUUCAGGGGCAACGCAUAAUACAGCAAGGUCAGCAACAGCAUCCGUCUCAACAACAUUUCAGUCGUCCACAGCAAACUCAGAAUCAGAUGCUGAUGCAGCAACAUCAUCGGCAACAGAAUCUUGUACAGCAACCAUCCCAGCAACAUCAAAUGAAUCAACAACCACAGAUGGUCCGUCAGCAAAUUAUGCCACAACACCCAGCUCCAAUCCCUCAGCCGCAUAUGCAACAACGCUCUCAGCAACAAGUGUAUGGUCAACCUGGUAUGAAUCUCGCUGUUCCCUUAAGAGAACCAUCUCCAGAACCGGUGGUAAUCAAGACUGAGCCUCAGCCGGAAGUAGAAGUCUUUAAAAAAGAAGAAGAACCGAUGCCUGACGACAGUGAUAUUGAUAUUCAGAUCCGAAACGUGGUUUGUAACUACACCCUUCCUCUUCAUAUUGAUCUUCGUAAGUUGGCAAUGAACACUCACAAUGUGACAUAUGAAAGAGAAAAAGGAGUGAUGAUGAAACAGAAAAGGAAUCCUGGGUGUUAUAUCAAAGUGUACAGUUCUGGAAAAGUUUACAUUGUGGGAUGCCGUAGUGAAGAUGACUGUAGGCGUGCCGCCCGUUCGAUUGCUAGACAUGUUCAACGAGUUAUGGGAAAGACGAAAGAAAAAGUUUCUAUUCGUAAUUAUAGAGUUAACAAUGUUUUAGCUACAUGUCGUUUGCCUUUCGGAAUAAAAAUCGAAGAAGUUGCUGCAAAGUAUCCAGCAGAAUCGACGUACGAGCCAGAAUUGUCGGUCGGACUUGUCUGGCGGUCGACAACACCAAAAGCCACGUUACGAAUUCAUACCACUGGGUCCAUCACUGUAACGGGAGCGUCUUCUGAAGCCGACGUUCUUGAAGUUCUCUCUAAAAUUUAUCCGAUUGUUCUUGACUUCCGUUGUCACGAACGCGCGAAAGGCAAUGUUGCUGCUCAAAAGAAACGAAAACGGAAGGCGCCAACGAACAAAGGAACAACAAUCAAACGCCAACGUUUUGACGACGCCAAUUAUGGUAAUUCGGGAGUUAUCAACAACCAGGUAUAUUUCUCGGACGAAGACGAAGACCUCUACGAUGAUCUCGAUUUGGAGGACUGA